Carassius auratus (goldfish) is the source of this 644-nucleotide messenger RNA. Its product is annotated as vitelline membrane outer layer protein 1 homolog. The transcript is spliced from 4 exons. The record is from RefSeq and is a predicted model, not a curated record. Lineage: Eukaryota; Metazoa; Chordata; Actinopteri; Cypriniformes; Cyprinidae. Bases 1 to 453 code for a protein of 150 amino acids.
AUGACUCAACUCAGGAAAACCCACUGUAACUGCCAUCAUCUGCAGUGGCUCCGGGCUCACGGCCAUGUUGUGCAGUGGCACUUGCUGACUGUGCCGAAUGGAGGGGGCUUGGGGUCGUGGGGUCAGAGGGACAUGUGUCCAGCUGGAACGUACACUGCAGGAUUCAGUCUAAGGGUGGAAGAUCCUGUUGGUCAUGAUGCUGAUACUGCACUCAACGUGGUUCGCUUUCACUGUAUUGCAUCUAAAGCUUUAUCAGACUCGUAUCAUGACUACUUCUCGCUUCUGACAGAUGUAGGGAGAGUUCGGUGGACAGAAAUCAAACGGUGUCCUUCUGGAUUCUUGACUGCGUUUCAGCUGAGAGUUGAAAGCUGUCAAGGAGAUGGUGACGAUACAGCCGCAAAAACAUCAUGUGAGUUUAUGCUUUUGUGCUGUGCUGAAAAACCUUUAACCUGAUUUGGUGCUCUAAAAUGACCAAUCUUUUAAAAAUUGCUUGUAAAUACAAAACAUUUGCCCCAAACUUUUAUUUUAAUCAUCUAAAACAGUACUUAGUCAUAAGUCAUAAUUAAUAUUUUAAGAUUUGGUUCAUUUAAGUGCACUUUAAUGUGAUACACACUUUUUGUAUUGUUUUCUUGCAGUUCUGUAAU